Messenger RNA from Mya arenaria, 14246 nucleotides. RefSeq lists its product as uncharacterized. Bases 161 to 12412 code for a protein of 4083 amino acids. The transcript is spliced from 81 exons. Gene Ontology annotation, cellular component: membrane. The record is from RefSeq and is a predicted model, not a curated record. Gene Ontology annotation, biological process: cell-matrix adhesion. NCBI's taxonomy places the organism in Eukaryota, Metazoa, Mollusca, Bivalvia, Myida, Myidae. Gene Ontology annotation, molecular function: calcium ion binding.
GUAGAACCUGAAAUAAGUACCUAUCCAAUGUAUUGUAUUACCUGAUAUAUAUGCAUAGUUUAAUUAAACUCAAUCUUUUAUGAGCGAUAGCGCAUGAUGCCGCAAUAAAAAUAUGGAUUAUAAAAGAUAAACUAGCAGAUGACCACAAACUUCUAUUAUAAUGGGCGGAAGAAUCGAACUUCACCUUCUCUUUUGUUUAGCUGCUUGUGUAACCAGCAUGGUCCACGCGCAGACAUCGGUGCAAAUAGAAUAUGACUUUAGCGACCGUGAUAUACGUCUAGCUGGCGGAGACAGCAAUCUUGACGGACGUGUCGAGAAAAGAGUAAAUGGAAUUUGGGGCACGGUCUGUCAUGGCAGCUUUGGUAUGAACGAUGCACAAGUGGUCUGCCAAAUGUUGUCGUCAGAUCUUUCCGCCAUCCAUAUUAUUAACGAUACAACAUACGGACCGGGAAAUGGCCCCAUAUUUUACAACCAUCUAGAUUGCACUGGAUCAGAAACUUCUAUCGACGAGUGCUCAAGUAUUACUGGUGAACAGUGUGAACAUCAUCAGGAUGUAGCUGUCGUCUGUUCAAUUUGUCCAAGAGCUGCUAAUUUUUACUAUGGUGACUUUAGCAGCGUUGACAUGACAAUACGAGGACAAGAAUACCAUGGGUUAUGUAGUAAUGGGACUUACACAUAUAAUUUCACAUACUUGUGUCUUGACAACGGAACAUGGAUACCUACGCACAAUUCUUGCGGACCUUUAAAUAUCACAAGCGUUCGUCUAGUUGACGGUGUCGGACUUUAUGACGGUAUUGUUCAAGUGCUUGUCGGCGAUACAUGGGGAGCGAUUUGUGGCUAUUCAUAUUGGUCUACGAUCUCUUUACACCGUGCUCCUGAAUAUACGCUGUCGAAGCUUAUUUGUAACGAAAUAGGUGGAACGUACAUAACUUUUUCCUGGGAAUAUCGGAACAACGAAGUUCAAAUGAUGGACCAAACGAUAUGUUCUGAGCCAUACGAGUCACUUGCCGAUUGCAAAUACGACACCGUUACAACAUGCUACUACCACUAUUAUUCUGCCUGCAAUGUUUACCCUCUCAAUAUCACCGGUAUACGUUUGUCCGGCGGCGGAUAUCCUCAGAUAGGAAGGAUAGAAUUACAGGUCCAAGGCCAAUGGGGCAGAAUCUGCGGAGACUUUUUUGACAUAAAUAAUGCAGCUGUACUUUGCCGUAUGAUGGGUUUAAACUCUUCUGCAUUCAUGAGACACGAUAAUUUUGUACAAGGAUCGGGGCCACUUUUGAUGAAUUAUGUUCACUGUUACGGAUCAGAGGAGCAUAUCAAUAAUUGUUCAUAUUCUGCUCCCUAUAUAAACUCUUGUACUUCGAACAAUGACAUUAGUUUGUUAUGCACAGAAUGUGGAGUCAUCGACUUCCGGAAUGGAAACAUAGUAUUAUAUAAUUCAUCAACUAAUGUUUUGACUGUAGAGUGCCAAUCUGGAAUAACCAUAGAGUACAUCUGCCUCAGCAAUGGAACGUGGAUGUCGAAUGAAGAAUGUCCUCCAUUGCUUCAAGACAUACGACUUGUUGACGGAGUCGGCAUUUACGAUGGUCGAGUCGAGGUUCUAUACAACGGGACAUGGGGAACCAUAUGCUAUAACAACUAUCGCUAUCAAAACACAGACGUCAUUUGUAGAAUGCUGGGUGCAAUUCCUUAUUCGCAUUCGAGACAUGCAGGCGGGACUGGUCGUAUUCAUAUUGAAAACUUGAAUUGUGUAGGCCAAGAAAAUGAUCUGUCUGCGUGCGAAUAUGAUGACCGCAAUGAAUGUUCACACAGCAACGACCUGGGAGUGACGUGUUAUCUGACAAACAGACCACUAAACGUUACGGGUAUUCGCCUCGCUGAUGGAACCAGUAAAUAUGACGGCCGUGUAGAAAUCCAGGAAAACUACGAUUACUGGGGAACAGUGUGUGAUAAUUGGUUUGAUUUUCUAGACGGAAAUACCCUGUGCCGAAUGAUGAACAUGUCACUAUUGGAUUAUUAUGGCGGAUCUAGACAUGGACCAGGCACAGGACCUAUGACGUUCGGGGACCUUUUUUGCGAGGAUGGCAACAGUCACAUACAGGAUUGCCAUCAUACGACACCUUACUAUUGCAGUUUAUCUGAAACAGUGUCCCUAUUGUGCUCCGAAUGCGGUCCACCGCAAGAAGACGGUGAAAUAACAUACUCAAUAAACGGAACCAUAGCAACGGUCCAUUGCCACUUUGAGUAUUUGCCAUAUGAUCCUGUAAUUGAAUGUUUCGAUGGUAAUUGGUCGCAAAUUGGAGUCUGUGAUUUUUACGGUCCUCCUUUGAACAUAUCGUCCGUCCGUCUUGUUGAUGGUGACAGUGUUUAUGAAGGUCGUGUAGAAAUUGAGGUGGACGGAACGUAUGGCACAAUUUGUGACAGCUUAUUUGAUCUUGAUGACGCUGACGUGAUAUGCAAGUCAUACAAUCAAAAUUACGGCGCAGCUUAUUACUUUGCUGGAGCGAGACACGGUGAAGGAACAGGUCCAAUUCAUAUUGACCGACUCUUUUGCGGCGAAACAAAUACUUCAUUAUUCCAGUGUCCAUAUCAUUCCGUUGGGUUUUGCGAUCAUUCAAGAGAUGUUUCGGUCGUGUGCAAUGAAUGCGGUCAACCAGACAUUGCCUUUUGGGGAAUCGGAUAUUUCACAUACAAUGGCUCAGCUUUGUUCGCUGACUGCUCCUAUUAUAAGACAUACGUUGGCGAAUUAAAAAUGACGUGCGACCAUGCAAACGGAGCUUGGGUUACAGAAGGAGAAUGCCAAGAAUACAGCAGACCGCUCAAUAUACAAGACGUUCGCCUUUCUGGUGGCCAAAGUGACAUGGAAGGAAGAGUUGAGAUCAAGUCCAUGGACACAUGGGGAACUAUUUGCAAAAAUGGAUUUGGCAUUAAAGAGGCUGACGUUAUUUGUAACAUGUUUGGCUUCCCUCCAGCACAGGCCGUGUAUUUAAAUGGUGAGUAUAGCGCCGGGACUGGGCCGAUAUUUGUCGACGAUCUUUCAUGUGGUUUAUCUGACACGCAUAUUAACAACUGUUCGUACGUUACAUACGAUAAUUGUUCACACCUUCAAGAUGUGGCCGUAAAAUGCACAGUAUGUGAUGACUUUACGCCAAAUAAUGGUUCGAUCAACGGGACACAGUUUGUAUACGGCACAGUUUUAGAAGUAUCUUGCAACUACGGACACUUCUUAGUAGGCGAUCAAUACAUACAUUGUCAGAGGAACGCUACAUGGAGUAGUCGACCAGAAUGUCCUUUAAUUGAUUGCGGCGACCCUACACCAGAAAACGGGAGGAGCAAUGUUUCACAGACCACAUUGAAUGAAGUUGUAGAAAUUGCAUGUGUCGAGGGGUAUAACAUCACGGGGAGUUCUAUUAUACAGUGCCAAGAGAAUCGGCGAUGGUCAGAUGACACAAUAUGUGUAAUUGUUGAUUGUGGGCCGUUAGAGGCUGAACACACAUAUGUCGAUAUUGAGAAUAUUACAACAUUUGGCGAGGCAGCUCUUGUUAGCUGUAAUACUGGGUAUCUACCUGAGGGAACAACUCCAGUCGAAUGUCUUGCUAACGGAACUUGGAGUGAAAUUCCUUCCUGUAGAGUAAAAGACUGUGGAGAUCCAACCCCAAGCAGAGGCCAGAGGAACAACACCGUAACCACGUACGGAACUGUUGUGUUAAUAUCAUGUGAUGAGGGCUUAGAGGUUACCGGUAACUCUGUCAUAAAAUGUCGGGCGGACGGAACCUGGAGCGAUAAUCCUGUCUGUGACUCUUCAGAUUGUGGGCCACCGUCUGUUGCUAACGGACAUGUAACAACAUCUGGUAACACAACCUUUGGAAACAAUGCAACAAUUGUUUGUAAUGAGGGUUACUCGCUUGAUGGCUCUGGUGAAAUACUAUGCACAGCUUAUGGAUGGGAGAAUGUGUCGUGUGUGCUUCAAGAUUGUGGAAAUUUAACCAUUGACAACGGUAAAGUUCUCUUCGAUACUGGAACAAAAUUUGGAGACAGCGCAGAGGUUCAUUGUUUUCUCGGAUACGAUCUUAAUGGAGACUCUAAGAUAACAUGCUUAGAUGGAAGCUUAUGGAGUGACAACCCGAUCUGCGACAUUAAAAAAUGUCCUGUAAUUGAACUAUCAACGAAUGGUUUCAUUGACGAACCAUAUUCAACAACGUUUGGAUCUACCGUGACGUUUAAGUGCAAUGUUGGGUUUCUUCUGGUUGGAGAAAUGGCCAUAAAUUGCGAAAGUUCCGGAGAAUGGAGCGCCAAUUUUCCAUCCUGUGUGCAAAAAUCAUCCAUCGGCGGAGCUUGUGACAACAAAAACUAUUGUUUGGCGCAUAAUGCAGAAUGCAAUGAAGGCGUUUGCUCCUGCAAGACUGGAAUUUAUGAUGACAGGACAAAAUACUGCGACAGUAUGCCACUAUUUCCGUUUCUCAACGACUCUUCAAAAAACGUUGCCGUCACACAACAAUGUAGUAACCCUAUUAGAUUUCUACCAGGAAUACCUGUGUUCGAGCGGAUGAGAUACGAAAUAUAUGUUUGCUCUAACGGGUACAUUAGUUUUGAUAAACCACACUCAAACCCUACACCUCCAAACACCAGUGGCCCUAAUGAUAGUGAUGAUAAUGGCUUUAGUGGUGUUCCAAUCAUCGCGCCUUUCUAUGCUGGAAUAAACAAACAAACAUCCCAAUCAAUUUCGUAUCGAACAAUUGAUAUCUUAAAUGACUUUCCAUUCAGUGAGGAACAGAAAAGUGAUCUUGAAAUGGUCAAAUCAAUAGUCAUGAAAUCCGAAAAUUUGACUUCAUUUGAACCGAAGUUUCUGCUUAUUGCCGACUGGAACAAGGUUUCACCGCUUCCAAUCAUAUUCCAGUCUUCGUCAGUAGCAUCUUUCCAGCUCGCUAUCGUUUCGGAUGGACUUAAGACAUUAUCCAUGUUCAUUUAUCCAAAAGAUUUAAUGAAUUGGACAGUACAAUUAAAUAGCGUGCAAAAUGUCAAUGUUUGGGUGGGAACCCAUAAUGCUGACACCAAAAUCACCAGAACCAAUCCCUUUUCGUUCAAGCCAAUUGCUCUCCAGAUGGAUAAACUUUCAAGCACUAACAAUGUCAGUGGGCUUUUAUUGACUAAGAUUGGAGAAUGGAAAUCCCAUGACGUUAUGGAUUGCAUACAUUGGUACAAACAACAUAAUACAAAUAAAAACACGUAUCACGAAAUCAUGUUUGUUUACCUACCGGAAUGUCCAUGUGACCUUAACCUUGCAAGGUUCGACCCUUGGUACUGGAGAAUAGGUCGGAAAAUUCGACGAUUCUGGUGGCAAAGUGUUGAUGACUUUGAGGGAGAUGUUGUUUGUGUGGACAUGUGGCAUAGGAGUAUAUUUGAUCCAUAUGGAAAGUCUUGUUGCUAUUAUCGUAAGUCGCGUCGAUUUGUGGAGGGGCGUCCAGUUGCUGGCGGUCUAUACCACUACCACCCAUCUCUCAACGCGAGUCAGCAUGACAAAUAUGAUGUUGAAAUGAAGGAAAAAUGUUGCAGUUCUGACUUCUGCGAAUUAUAUUAUCAACUUCAUCCUAUUGGAACUUGUUACACGCGGUCACCCUACAGUCAAGGAAACUUCUGGGGAGAUCCCCAUAUUAGCACAUUGGAUCGAAUGAAUUAUACUUUCAACGGGCUAGGAGAAUACACACUUCUUUUGACGGAAUCCAACAACACCUGGUUCACUUUGCAAGCACGAACCGAGCGGGCCGUAAAACACGAUGGUAACCUGUCUGAUGCGACUAUAUUCAGUGCCUUUGCAGCAAAGGAUCAUACAAAUGCCUCCCUGCACGUAGAAUUAAACUCGGCAAAACAAGGAUUAAUUUUGUACGGUGACGGGUUGGAUUUUACAAGACAAUUUCUGUCCGGUGAAGAGUAUGAUUCUACCACGCUAUCUAUUUCAAACAACAAUGGUUCUGCAAGAGUGUUUUUCAAGAACACGGGUAUUAUGCUGGACAUAGGCGUUGGUGUCGAGAUGUUAUCUUUGAGUACAACAGUACCAUCAACUUAUGCAAACAUAACACGUGGCAUUCUGGGAAAUUUUGACGGCGAUCCUUCUAAUGACUUGAAGUUUCCAAAUGAAACUAUUCUCAACUCCUCCUCAUCAGAGCGUGAAAUUUUCUUCUAUGGUCAAACAUGGGCUGUAAAUGAAAGAACAACCGUGUUCUUCUAUGAGGAUGAAAAAGAUCACGAUAACUUUCACAACUCUUCAUACGUACCACUCUUUCUGGACGAGGUUGAUAAUGUCACAAUGGCUUUGGCCGUAGAGGCUUGCAAUGGAACAUUAAGCACAGAAUGUAUUUACGACUUUGCACUCACACUGAAUCCGGCGAUCGCUGCAGAUACAGUGAAUAGAAAACAGCAGUUUGACCAAGAUCAGGAAGAAAUAGAUAAGGUUAUACCAACUAUUGAGGGCUGCAAUGUCGUCAACGUCACUGUAGGGGAAAACGUGACAUGUACUGUAAAUGUUGACGACAACAUCGAUAUACAGGUCCUGGGAAACAACACAUAUAAUGCUACAUUUAAUCGAUUGUCGUCUACCAUAACGUAUACACAUACUGGUGACAUAUCCUCUCCAUUAAGGUAUCAGGCCGUAAAUCAGGAAGGUCUCGCGUCGGUCGAGCAUGUUAUAUCCGUGGUCGUUUGUACAGGGUGUAACAACCAUGGCAGGUGUACGCCAGUUUUAAGGGUCGAUCGGGAUGACGAUAAUUUCAGAUACUACGAGUGUGAAUGUCAGCCAGGAUAUGACGGAAUCAACUGCGAAAGUACCUACGAUGGUUGUGCGGGUAAACCUUGUUCCCUUGGACGUACCUGCACUGACUUGUCACCAGAGGAGCAGCAAAGACAAGGACGAGCGUAUAUGUGUAGUGAGUGUCCAUUAGGAUACACGGCUCGCGAAGACGACGACAACGUAUGCAUAGACAUAGAUGAAUGCGCAAGUAAAAGUUCUUGCCAACAGUCUUGCAUAAAUACCGAAGGAAGUUUCAUAUGUGUAUGUGAGCAAGGACUACAACAAGACCGCACCAACUUUUCUGCCUGCAGAGAUAUGAAUGAAUGCGAAGACGAAUCUCAUAACUGUAGUCAGGUGUGCGUCAACUUGUACGGCGGUUUUCGAUGUGAAUGUAGGACGGGCUUUGUUCUGAAAGAACUCACUGGGCAAUGCUUACUAGGCGACGUUAAUCCAUGUGCCUCUGCCAUCAUAAAUUGUACCAACACUGCUGGAUGCACAGUGGACGAAUACAAUACAACAAAAUGUUUUUGCGAGAGAGGAUUUGAGCUGGAUGACUCGGGAGAAAAUUGCAAAGAUAUUGACGAAUGUCUGCGACACAUAUGUCCCCAAGAAUGCAUCAAUUUCAGUGGUGGAUUCGAAUGUACGUGUUUAGAUGGAUACCGACUAGAAGGAAUAUCCACUUGUUCUGUAUGCGAAAUACCAUAUUAUGGACAUGAAUGCAACAAUACGUGUGAAUGUACCGGAAGAGGGGCGAUUGAAUGCAACCCUGUAAGGGGUUGUAUGUGUGAUGCGGGAUGGAUCGGAAGCACGUGCGAUGAUGACAUCAAUGAGUGUGACGUAGAUCCUGACAUAUGCGCAGAUGUUCGAAAGUAUUGCACUAAUACUGUUGGAUCUUACACGUGUGAUUGUAUAAAUGGGUAUGAGAAGAACGACGAAGAUGCAUGCAUAGAUGUUGAUGAAUGUGCCGAUGCGUCGUUGCAUGGAUGCCAACAAAUGUGUUUAAACAACAUUGGCAGUUACAGCUGCGACUGUCGCGUUGGUUAUGUCAAAAUAAAUGGAACGUCGUGUCAAGAUGUUGAUGAAUGUGCUGGUGGAACUGCAACCUGUGCACAGAUGUGCGAGAACAAGCCUGGCUCCUACAACUGCUAUUGCCACUUUGGCUAUAAAUUGAGUGAUGAUCGUAGGGCAUGUACCCAAAUUUCAGACCCGUGCAGAACAUUGUAUAAUCUGACAUGUCUCGAAUACUGUGUGGUCAAAGAUAACACAGCAGAAUGUAGGUGUCGACAAGGAUUUGUUUUAGGUGAAGAUGCACAGACAUGCCUUGAUGUAAAUGAAUGUCAAAAUAUCGAGUUGAAUGGCUGCGAUUCCGCUGCCACGUGUAUGAACACUGACGGAUCAUAUCAGUGUGAAUGCCCAAUAGGUGCUCGUUUGGAAAACGAUGGUCGCACAUGCACAGAAUGCGAUGAAUUCCAUUUUGGUCGAGAUUGUUCAAAAGAGUGCAGCUGCAUUAAGGGCAUAUGCAAUAAUACAAGAGGUUGUAUUUGUGAGAUUGGAUGGACGGGACCUAACUGCGAUGUAGAUAUUGACGAAUGUGCUUUAAACGCAGUUAACUGCAUACUUCCAUACACACAGUGCGUGAAUGCGCCCGGGUCAGCCGCUUGUCAGUGUAAAACAGGCUACACCGCUGACGAAAUAUCAGGCGAAUGUUUGGAUAUCGAUGAAUGCGUGAAGGGAUCGACGCACGACUGUGAACAGUAUUGCAAUAACACUGACGGAAGCUACGAAUGCAGUUGUCGACAUGGAUUUUUGCAAAAUGGCGGAAGUUGUACAGAUAUUAAUGAAUGCAAUGGAGCGCACAACUGUGAACAUCAGUGUGAAAACAUUGUCGGCAGUUUUAAAUGCUUCUGUGAUAACGGGUACAGAUUGAACCUCGCGGACAGACAAUCCUGCAUACCGGAAAAUGAGUGUAGUGAUGUCCAACGUAUCAGCUGUCCGCAAAAUGCUACAUGUGCUGUAACGGACGGGAGUUUUGAUUGUACCUGUCCAAAGGGUUUUUGCUUGAUUAACGGAACCUGCAACGAUAUAAACGAGUGCCAACAGGAAACAGAUGCGUGUACACAUCAGUGCUCAAACAAAGAUGGGGGAUACGUUUGUUCAUGUGAUACCGGAUCCCAACUGUUAUCUGACGGGUUUACUUGUAGAGAGUGUUCAGACUGGCGUUACGGUCAGAACUGUGCUUCGCCAUGUUUAUGUAACGAAGACAAUACUCAAUCAUGCAACGGAAUAAACGGAGAAUGUUCUUGUAAAGCUGGGUGGAUGGGCACUACCUGUGCCGAAAACGUGAAUGAAUGCUCUGUUGAUGGCUCAAACAACUGCCCUGAUAAUUCAAGUUGUGUUGACACUCCAGGGAGUUUUGAAUGUGUGUGUAACACUGGAUAUCUCAUGAAUGGAUAUUGGAAAUGCCAAGAAUGUCAGCAGGGCUAUUACGGACAACACUGUGUCAACACUUGUGCGUGCAAUGCGUUAAGGACCAAAUCUUGCAAUCACGUGACCGGAACAUGUGCGUGCGAUGAAGGUUGGACGGGUAAAAUAUGUGACGAAGAUGUUGAUGAAUGCGGGGAUCAAAGCUUGAAUACUUGCACGAAAUUCUCUGAGUGUAGUAAUACGUUUGGCAGAUAUCUUUGUAACUGCAACAAGGGCUACAAAACACAACCAAACAGCAAUGACUGUAGCGAAUGUCUCGACUUUACCUUUGGGUGGAGUUGCAACGAAACUUGCGCAUGCCAGCAAGAACAUUCCUCAACAUGUGACAACGUCAAUGGAAGCUGUUCCUGUUUACAGGGUUGGAAAGGAGAGAUAUGCUCCGAAGAUGUGGACGAAUGUUCGGAAAAGCCUAAAGUUUGCUCUGUGAAAGAUAACAGUCAUUGCGAAAACGUGGACGGGUCUUACUUAUGUUCUUGCGACGCUGGUUACAAUGCAAACGAUGACAUAUGUGAAGACGUCAAGGAGUGUUUAACUGAGGAGUUGAACGACUGUGAUGAGCGAGCAGUGUGUGUAGAAACUGACGGGAAUUACACUUGCCUUUGUCCAGUUGGAAUGCACCUGCAAGAUGAUGGACGUUCUUGUAUAGAUUGCGAUGAAAACUUUUACGGACUGAACUGUUCCAAACUAUGCAAAUGUGAACAUGGAUAUUGCAACAAAACAUCAGGGUGCCACUGUGAUUCCGGAUGGACGGGGAUCCAAUGCGACAUAGAUAAAGAUGAAUGUAAAACAGGUGAUUUGGUCUGUGAAGAUCCAAACACCGUUUGCAAAAACACGAUUGGUAGUGCGAACUGUGUAUGUCAAGAUGGGUACGAGAGGAACAAGACGACAGAACAUUGCAACGACAUUGAUGAGUGUAAAGAAGGGGAAUGGAACAAAUGCACACAGACAUGCACAAAUACUGCUGGCGGAUACAGUUGUGGUUGUGAUGAGGGCUAUAGUUACAGCAGAGAAAAUAACACAUGCAACGACGAUGACGAGUGUCAUGCCGAUAUCUUGAAUGAUUGCGACCAAUCCUGUCACAAUACCGACGGUGGGUAUGUGUGUGAAUGUGAACAAGGGUUCUUCCUAGAUGUAUCAGACAACAAAACAUGCUUACCUGUGACCAGUUGCACAGAGAAAGAAGUUUCAGCAUGCCCCAACCAUUCGGUUUGCUAUAGAAAUAGAACUGAGCUAGACUGUCGAUGCAAUAAAGGAUAUUUUAAAGAUAACAAUGAACAAUGCAAAGAUGAAGAUGAAUGCAGCAAUUCCUCUCCAUGUGCUCAGCAUUGCAACAACACCGCCGGCAGCUUCUCCUGCAGCUGUGACAUUGGUUUUAAAUUGAUACAAGCCACUGAAUGCGAAGAAUGUGAACCAUACACCUUCGGUCAACAAUGCGAAUUGUCGUGUAACUGUGAUCAGGCAAAUGCACUAUCAUGUGAUGCCCUAAAUGGCACUUGCGCAUGCGCAGCCGGAUGGACAGGAGAUACUUGUACAGAAAACGUGAAUGAGUGUGAGGGUCAGUCUUCUAUUGCUUGUCCUGAACACUCGCAUUGUGCCGACACUCCCGGGAAUUACUCCUGUCUAUGUAACACGGGGUACAUAGUGAACCAAGACGGUUUAUGUGACGUGUGUGAACAAUUUCGGUAUGGCGACUCCUGUGAAAGCCAGUGCUCAUGUUCCCCUACCGGUGCUGACUCUUGUGAUCAUGUGCUUGGAAACUGUUCGUGCAAAAGUAACUGGCAGGGGGGCCAGUGCAAUGACGAUGUUGACGAAUGUAGCUUCAUAGAAAAUUUGUGUGCAGAGAAAUCCAACUCCUCGUGCAUAAAUUAUGUUGGGUCGUUUACUUGCUCGUGUGAUGCAGGAUAUACAGAUAAGAAUGGUGCCUGUGAAGAUGUGAAUGAAUGCGAUGAAAACCGAUGUGAUCAAGGUGCCACAUGCCAGAAUUCGGAUGGUUCCUUUUUAUGCAUUUGUCCACUAGGCAAGCGGUUGAACAAUGAUAAUUCUUGUCAAGAGUGUAGUAACAACACUUAUGGAACUGAGUGUAACCAGAAUUGCAACUGCACAUUUGGAAACACUCAAAGUGACGAACAGUCGUGUGACAGAGAGACGGGAACGUGCAUUUGUAACUCAAACUGGACAGGGGACAGAUGCGAAACUGAUGUUAAUGAAUGCACUACUUCUGGUAUAUGCACGAAAGCCAACGCUGGCUGUUUCAAUCUUCCUGGAGGUUUCCGAUGUGAUUGUCUCAGAGGAUACAGGAUGAAUAAAGUAACUGGAGAAUGUGAAAUUGUUGGCGAAAGAGCAACAGUACCGACUGCAGCCAAUGAGGUUCGGAUUGAUCUCACUAUAAUUCUGGCGGUUGAAUUGGACCCAGGAACAGAUCUCGGCGUACAGACUGUCUUUGGUGAGAUAGCAGCAAAAGUCAAAUAUUCGAUGAGGGAGCAUUUCUCGAAAUUCAUAUCAAUAGAAAUUACUAUUGUAAUCAAUGACAUGAGAAGUUUUUUCGGAAGUAUUAAUGUUAACUACUCGAUCACAUACGCGAAGAGUCCUCAAGUGGCGUUGGGUGUCUCACAGGCCCUAGUAGACAUUGCUUCCGGCACAGAGAUAGAGUACGAUGGGUUGAACGUGUCCGCGACCGCACCAGAAUCAUACAUCAAUGACAAUUUGUGUGGACUGUAUGAAAAAGCACUUGGUGGCUGCGAAUCCGGAUAUGAAUGUGUGAUAGAAGGGAGAGAACUCAUGUGUAAAUUGUUGCCUAUCUCGGACAACUAUUUAGUUGUGGUAGGAGUAACAGUAGGUCUCAGUGUCUUCUGUGUUGCCGUUCUGAUCAUCAUCACCUCUGUCGUCGUUUACAACAGAAACCGAAAGGCACGCCUUAGCAAUAUUCAUAGGCGGGGACAAUCAGAAGCUUCAGCAGAUGAACAGAUGAAUGUUUGGCCUCCUUGGAAAGACGAGACAGCAGCGACUGAUCCAAGUUUCAACUCAUGGAGAACAAAGGCCCUUAAUUUCGGACAAGAGCACCGAUACGUAUCUCCGUAUCACCUGCCCCGAGUUGCAUCAAACAGGACCAGGGAGCAAUCCCAGACACCGUACUUGGCACAGUGAUAGGACACAAUGACAACCACACACAGUUUUAAAAUUCGUUUUUGAACCUUUAUUUCUAAUAAUGUAGACUUUGAGUGUGUGUGUGUGUGUGUGUGUGUGUGUGUGUGUGUGUGUGUGUGUGUGUGUUGAUAUGUUUAUAUAUAAUCGAAAUUUAUAUUCGUUGGAUUCAUUCGUUGCUUUCACAUGUACUUGUUCUUACUUUUGUCUUUUUGUGAAAGCAUAUUUAUGCAACAUUUUUUAUUCAAUGCAUUGUAGACGAUCAUUGAUACACUUUGGAUAUAUAUUCUUUACACAUAAUUAUGUACUUGACUUACGAUAGAAACUGACAUAUUUUAGAUUUAUCGCACUUUGACAUAUGACUUCUAGUUAUGUUUUUUAUUCAUUUUUCGUGAUGUUCCCAAUCGGCCGAGUGUAAAAUGUACAUUGCGUUUGUCUAUAUAUACAUGAAUCACUAUUAUAAAUAACUUACUUACUAUAUAUAUUAAACAAUUAAUAUGAACAAACAGCAGCACAACAUGAGUUAUUUCAAGGUAAUGUUUUGUCAACAUAAGGUAUUUAUAUACUAUAUGUUUUUUUUUCUAUAAUAAACUUUGAUUUAAGGAAUGAAUUGCGGGCUUGAUGUCAUUAUCUGGGUAUGAACGUAAUUGGGCUGGUCUAAGUGUGUGGAGUCCGAAGGACUCCUUGCGUACUUUGACCAGCCAAAUUGCGUUCAUAUCCCCGAUAAUGACAUCAACCCCGCAAUUCAUUACUUAUAUUUACACCAAUAGUUCAUUAUUUCAUUCAAUAAUUGUUAAAAAAAUACUUCAUUUCAUUUAAGAAAACCUUUCAGUAACUCUUUCCUACCCAUUCUGUAAAUAGAACGUCCCGACUAUAACCGGAAGCAUUUUUCCAAUGACGUCACAAUAACGCGGGAAAAUAUCAGCCACUUUAAAAUCACUUUUAAACGUAAAAUUCAAACACUUAUGGCAACAAUUCAUUUAAAAUAUAAAUAAACACUUUCUAAAAUUUUGAUUUAUAUUUUACGGGACCUGCUGACACAAUACAAAAAAUAACAUGAUCAUUUUCUUUUCAUGUUUAUUGUCAGUAUGCAAUGAAUUGCGAUCCGAACAUAUCCAAAGAUGUUUCGUUCAUGGAUUGAUAAACGCAAUUGCCGAAAGGCAUUUCAUUUAAAGAAUGGAAGUUGAGGUGUAAAUAUACAUGUAUAAACUAUAAUUAGUAUUUUGUGAUUUUCUCAUCGCAUAAGAUAUUGGUUAUUCAAAUUUUUAUAUUUCAUUUAAGAAGCAAUGAAUAUGAGACGUUUUUGUUCAACAAUUAAAAGUACAUUAUCAAACUAACGAAAAGCGUUAUUCGAAAAUAAAACAUUUUUUACUUAAUUUCACCUUUCCUUUAAGGUGUUAUUGUAAAUACAUUAAAAACUAUUAAUGUAGAUUAUCAUCACUAUCAUUGGCUUAGUGAUUGUUUGUUUAUGUGUUAUAUGGCUUUGGCGUUUACCCUGUGCCAUUAAACGAGGUUUAUUUUUAAACUUUUGACUACUGAGCUUGUUUCUGUAGUGUUUCAUAUAAAUAUUAAAUUAGUUGGUUGUGGGAAUAAGUACUAUGUUGUGUUGUUAACUUUUAUAUCGUACAUGUAUUUUCCUGAUUUUUACGAUAAUACUUCGAAAUAACUUUUCAAAAUUAUAUUCUAUCCUUAACUUAUCACUCUUGUAAAUUUGAAUCUAAUCAUCAUGUAUUUUAUGGUAAUUGAAAGCGAAUGUUACAGAACUAAAAUGAUCAUUUGUUUUGACACUCUUGUCCAUUGAUGUAAUUGUCUGGUUGAAAUAAAAGUGUGUUUCUUU